AAGCUCCGGCAGCCCGCGGGACCUGCGGCGGGCCCCCGCCCCGCGUGGGGAUGGCGCCUCCGGCGGCCGGCGGCGCCGUGCGUCUCCCAACGGGCAGCUCACCACCGCAGCAGCCCCACGUCGACAGCUUCGACGAGGCCGUGACCACAAUCCUCGACGUCCUCGGCUCGAGCGCCGCCGAGGCACCGUGUGUCGAGAAGGCCGGCGUGGCGGCGGAGCUCAGGGUGCGCCGCUGCCUGGAGCGCCUCAUCCGCAGCAGCGAGAAGGAGCUGCAGGACCGCCAGGCCCGGGAGCUUUGCCAGCUGCAGGGGCGCCUGGACCGUGCGGCGAGCUCGUGGCGGCUGAGGUCCGCCAUGGCGCGGCGGGCGCUGGCCGAGGAGGUCAGGCAGAGGGAGGGCGCCCAGCAGGCGCUGGCCGAGGCGCUGGCCGAGGCGCGGGCCCAGCGGGCUGCCGCCGAGGAGCAGCUGGCCGCUUGCCAGGCCCGGGCGGAAAGGCUGGAAGGCGAGCUGCGCUGCCGGCAGCGGCGACCUGCCCCAGAUGGCUCUGAGGAACGCGAGCAGUGGCUGGCCAGCUGGGAGGCCGACCUUUGCGCCCGCGAGGCGGUGUUGCUGCUACGUCCCGCGGUGG
Molecule: messenger RNA, 627 nt
Organism: Prorocentrum cordatum
Lineage: Eukaryota; Dinophyceae; Prorocentrales; Prorocentraceae
Source: the annotation of a GenBank genome assembly